UCACAAUAUAUGUACUCUGCUGGUAUAUCACUCACUUACUAGACUGCAUAUGUCACGUAUAUUUACUUAAAAUGUAAAACAUUUCAACAAUCCGAAGGUAUUGUUAUUGUUCAAUGAACACUUUCUUGAACGCAUCAUAGUUAAUUUGCCCCGGUGUUUGCCUGUCAGACAGCGCUUAUGUAGACCUGAUAUUUUAGCUUCAAACCAAGUAUGUAUUUAACCUAGAUUACAUACAUUUUUUUCGUGAAAUACCUUAAACCGAACCAUGGUUAGUAAGGUGUGUUAAUUCACCAGCAGGAGGUGGCAGCCUGACAGGCUAAACGCAGGGCGAUUAUCUCGCUGAACUCGCCCUGCUUCGGCGCAGUCUACUAUAGCAACCGUGAAGUGGAUUCAGCAACAAGGAUGGGCCGUGGACGGAGUUGCUGAAUGAGAAUCAUACGAUCACACAGCAUCUGACAGUCUGAAAGUUGGCUCCUUUCUGAGCAAAUCAGUCUGAGAAAUAUGGAUUAUGGUGGCAGAAGUAGUGAUGUGCAGGGGGAGCUGGACUCAGUGGAGGCAGAGCUCGAGCUGGUGGAGCUGCAGAUCGCAGACCUCCUGCAGAAGCAGACCGAGCUGACUACUCGUAAGAAUGCUCUGCUGCAGCAGCUGGAGGAGGCCUGUGAUGCUGCACAGCCAUCCUCUUCCUCAUCCUCGUCUUCUUCAAAGUCAUCCAGAGCUGAUGCAGUAAUGAGCAAGCAGGAGAUGCAGCGCUAUGAUAGCACAGAUUUCCCCUGGUCCAAAGAAGUGGAGCAGCACCUGAAGGACUCGUUCCACCUCUCCAAGUUCAGACCGCUACAGCUGAGGGCUGUCAACCUGACCCUUUCCGGCAAAGAUCUGUUCCUGGUAAUGCCCACGGGAAGAGGAAAGAGUCUCUGCUACCAGCUGCCUGCAGUCUGCUCCAAGGGUUUCACGUUGGUAGUCAGCUCCCCUGGUGUCCUGAUGGAGAAGCAUGAUCAUGUACCUCAAGUCCAUCGAUGUGUCAGGCAGUCAUGCUGA
Morone saxatilis (striped sea-bass) is the source of this 1035-nucleotide messenger RNA. Its product is annotated as ATP-dependent DNA helicase Q1-like. NCBI's taxonomy places the organism in Eukaryota, Metazoa, Chordata, Actinopteri, Moronidae. Gene Ontology annotation, biological process: double-strand break repair via homologous recombination. Gene Ontology annotation, molecular function: nucleic acid binding; four-way junction helicase activity; 3'-5' DNA helicase activity. The coding region runs from base 502 to 1035 and encodes 177 amino acids. The record is from RefSeq and is a predicted model, not a curated record. The transcript is spliced from 5 exons. Gene Ontology annotation, cellular component: chromosome; cytoplasm.